Molecule: messenger RNA, 1599 nt
Organism: Aspergillus bombycis
Lineage: Eukaryota; Fungi; Ascomycota; Eurotiomycetes; Eurotiales; Aspergillaceae
Exons: 5
Coding region: 1-1599 (532 amino acids)
Molecular function (GO): protein binding
Source: RefSeq, a predicted model, not a curated record
AUGGCUGAGCUAGUCGGUGUCGUGUCUAGCGCCAUCACAUUUGCAACGUUUGCAGUCCAAGUCAGCAAAUCUGUUCAGACACUUAAGGGCUAUUGGGAUUCGAUACGCGAUGCACCAGAUGAUCUCAAAUGGCUUCUGAGAGAGGUGGAGAUGCUCGGAUCCAUAAUAGCUGAUGUUGACAAGGACUUGUCACAAGGAUCUGUCCCCUUAGGUCUGAGAGAUAGCCAGCAUGUUACACAAAGCUUGCAUCUCUGUGAAGAGGCUGUGGAAUGCUUGGAGUCACUUUGCAAGGACUUAUUACAGGGCAUCGGCUCAUCUAGCCGAAUGCGUAGGUCCUACCAGGCCGCAAAAAUUAUACUACACGAAAGGAGGAUUGAGAAGCACAUUUCAAAGCUACAUAGCGUGGUCCGGCUACUUAUGCUAUCCCAGCAAUGCUACAUCAGAGCGGUGAUACAAGUUCAACCGAGCUUGAUCGCCGAGGAAAUAAGAAACUUGGGGGUAGCUUCCUCUCACACACUUAUUGCAGAACAUGUUUCAGCACCUCAUUUGGGGGCGUCGAAAUUGCAGAAAGGACAGUUUCGGCCUCACAAAGGCAGAUUUUUUUGGCUUCUCCGGGCCCCGCAUUGGAUGACAUCUCGCGUAUUGGAGAUAUCGGGGAUGAAAACUCUCUCCGGAUGGGACUGGAGUUUUCGGACAUACAGUGAGGUGCGCUGGGCUAGUGACUUUGAUUGUGAUUUAAGAGAAGGAAGGAUAGAGAAUAUCCAGCAUCGCUUUGCCUCGGGAGAGCUCUCACCAUUCUUCCGCGUGCAGGGUAGCGGACGAAGUCUACUACAUUAUGCGGUCUGCGCUGGUAGAAAUAAUCAAAUGGUUGACUUUCUCCUGGAGCAAGGAGUGGACCCAUCCAUCGAAGGGGGACUCUCCACGUCGAAGACGCCCCUUCGGCUCGUCUUAGAGAUUGGGAGACAGGCGGCAUCAAAUAAACUCUACCCGCUUUUACCCUACCUACGUUGCCUACUUCACCAUUCACAACACCUCGUCUAUGAUAAUGCCGAAGAAGCAGUCAAUGGAAUCUUAUCCGAGUUUCAUGGCACAUCUGAGGAAUUCAGAUUCUUGCAGCAGCACUGCUGUCCCACAUUCUAUCAAAUGCCACGGUGGGCCCGGAUAAAGGUAGCAGCGCAGAUUGUUUGUGACGCAAACCAUUCUUAUUACGCCGAAGAAGCAAACAAUACCCCUGACUUGAUUAAAACGGUCCUCAGCAAAGAUAUAUUAGAAGUGAAAACCUUCCAGGCGAAGUUCACUCUACCUUUUACUCCAAAAGAAACGACCUUGAUGCACUUUCUUGUCCACGGACCCUAUCUCGUCCGCACGGCCGAGAUCGAGGGCGAUACCAUCUACAUCACUGGUGACUGGGACGAAGAAACUGACGUCGAGAUCUGGGCUCCCAAGAAAGUGAAGAGUGUCUCAUUCAAUGGCUCGAAGCUCAAGAUCACGAAGUCUAAGCACGGAACCCUAGUUGGACCAUUCCUUAUGGCUGGAAGGAGUGGAAAAUCCAAAUUCAACUGUAAUCGACUUGAGACAUCAACGCUAGCUGCCAAUUAA